Messenger RNA from Laetiporus sulphureus 93-53, 497 nucleotides. RefSeq lists its product as uncharacterized. The coding region runs from base 147 to 395 and encodes 82 amino acids. NCBI's taxonomy places the organism in Eukaryota, Fungi, Basidiomycota, Agaricomycetes, Polyporales, Laetiporaceae. The record is from RefSeq and is a predicted model, not a curated record. The transcript has a single exon.
CACCGAAAAAGUCGAUUGUCGAGCACUAGUGUUGUUGACAGUACCAAAAAGACAACCGCAUAAAACCACCGUCAUGUCGGACUAUAUAUUAGUAUCGGUACUGACAACAUUACCAACUAUCGGUCGUUCCUUCAGCAUUCACUAGGAUGUAUAGUAUGUCCACCAACAAACACACAACCCCUACGUCGGCGCUAUAUAACGUCAUAGCAUCUUCGUCAGGUUUGUCAUCGCGGAGGAUGUCUUCGGGCUCUGAUGCAUGCUUCUACUUUUCGCUGUUCGUAGUCUUCGCCUUCUUCGUGGUAUGCAGUGCUAUGUCGUCCUCGUCAGAUUCAUCGUCACCGAACUCAGACACCGGGUCCGCUGCACUCUUCCGCUUCUCGCCGCUCACGCCAUGAUUUUCAGACCUAGAGUCGCAGAUGCAGUCAGAUCCAUCAGGAUUCCCCCUGUUCCAUGUUGACCUUUGCGUCCGCCGCGGCAGCAGCAUCGCUCUGAUUUAU